AUGUGUGACUUCUCUUGCUACGGCGGGACUGACGAAGAAUGGCUCGCCCUGGAACGGACGUUACCGGCAGCAGCCAAUCCUGAAUUACCACUAUCGGAGAUAGUGCGGUUAGCCAAUGAAGAACGAGAAACCAUCGCGAGAGAGUCAAUGACGAAGCUUACAAAUAAGGUACGGAAGAAAGACUACUCAGUUUCUUCUCGCGAUGGGAAUAGUAUACCGGCGCGCAUCUAUCGACCAAUUGAAGUCCCAGACGAUGAGCUGCUCCCACUGUAUAUUCAUCUCCAAGGCGGUGGGUUUAUGUUCGGCACACUCGAUGCCGAGGACGCGAUAUGUGCUCGAAUAGCCAUUGGAUCAAAGGUGGCAGUUCUCAAUAUCGAUUAUAGGCAUACUCCGGAGUUUGCACACCCCGCACAGUGGAACGAUGCUGAAGAUGCCUUUGAGUGGGCACAUGACAACAUGGAUAAGCUAUUCUGCGACCCUUCAAAGGUUAUUCUAGGUGGAAUAUCGGCGGGUGCUUGGGUUGCUGCAUCUCUAACUCUUGAGCGACAUCUCCAUCGAGCCACUAGUCACCGACCACCCAUCGCUGGCCAAGUCCUCAUGAUACCGUGUCUAGCACACGUAGCUUGCUACGAACCGCAGUUGAGAAAAAUGAAGGAUCACUCGAUAUCAUCUUACAAACAAAACGAGUUAGCACCGAUGUUUUCUCUUGCAGAACUCCGCUGGUUCACUAGUCUUCUUAAGAUCGAGAAUCCAGACAUCAAUGACACAAAGCUCAACCCAGGCAAUGCGACACCGGAACAGGUCAAGGGUAUGCCGCCUACGGUGUUGGGCAUAGUUGGACUAGACCCUCUUAGGGACGAAGCACUUCUUUAUGCAAAGAUGUUGGCAGAAGCUGGCGUUCCCACAGAUGUUAAUCUGUUCAUUGGCCUACCGCAUGGCUUCCGGUCUUACGAAGAGAAAUUGUCGGCGUCAGCUCGAUGGGAUAAGGUCAUUGAGGAUGGAAUAUGCUGGGCAUUGUCUGAUCCUCUGCCAAGCCACGAAUUUCAUGUGAAGACUUAG
Messenger RNA from Fusarium sp. VM40, 1059 nucleotides. The record is from the annotation of a GenBank genome assembly. Lineage: Eukaryota; Fungi; Ascomycota; Sordariomycetes; Hypocreales; Nectriaceae.